UAAUUUGCUGCAGAAAGAAGGGCAAAAUGGGCAAUGGAUUGAGAUUUUACUACAUUCAGGUAUCAUUGCUGACGUGGAAAAUGUUAGAGUGGACGGUCAGAGGUUAGGUGGUGGUGGUGGUCCUCUUCUUGCCCCAUUUCAUCUGUGUCAGCUUCAGCGAACGAAAAUGGAGCUGAAAAUAAUAAUACUUAAUGUAUUAUUAAGAAUGGUUAGUUAUAGCAAUAAAAAUAGGUUAUAUUAAUUAUUAUUUUAUUAUGUUUCCUUUGAAGAAAAUCAUGGGCAUGAUAGGUUGUCGUCUGUUGCUAAGCAGAGGUUUUCGUUUUGGAGAUUCGUUCAUGGCAAGUAAUCGACUUAUUCAAUAAACGAAUCUUCAAUUCUCUCUCUUUUCCCGCACCUGUUUUUAUUUUCGGAUCUCCGAUUAGUGCUUCCGGAUCCUCGUUCGCAUCGGAAUUGUUCGAUUUGAUUCUGUUGAGCACUGAUGGAAACUUGGUUUUUCUUUUGAGUUGAGCUGCUGCUAUGGAUUCAAAGAGGAAGAGGGAAUCUCCAGAGUCGAAUAGGUCGGCUAUGUUCCCGGAUGAGGUACUGGAGCGAGUUCUUUCCCUAAUCGAAUCUCACAAAGACCGUAGCUCGCUCUCUCUGGUUUGCAAGGACUGGUAUCACGCUGAGCGAUGGUCGCGUACGCGUGUUUUUAUUGGAAACUGUUAUUCGGUCUCGCCGGAGAUCGUUGCCCGUCGGUUCCCAAAAAUCAAGAGCGUGACACUCAAGGGGAAGCCGCGAUUCUCGGACUUCAAUCUGGUGCCGGAAAAUUGGGGAGCUGAUGUCCACUCUUGGCUUGUCGUUUUCGCGUCCGAGUAUCCCUUUUUGGAGGAGCUUAGACUCAAGAGAAUGACAGUAUGUGACGAGAGUUUGGAGUUUUUGGCGUUGAACUUCCCCAAUUUUAUGGGGCUCUCGCUUUUGAGCUGUGAUGGGUUUAGCACCGACGGACUCGCAGCCAUUGCCAAACAUUGCAAGAAUUUAACUGAGCUCGACAUCCAGGAUAAUGGUAUUGAUGACAGAAGUGGAGGGUGGCUGAGCUGUUUUCCAGAAACUUUCACCUCGUUGGAGGUGCUGAACUUUGGAACCUUGAAUAGUGAUGUAACUUUUGAUACCCUUGAGAGACUUGUUGCCCGGUGCAAAUCAUUGAAGGUUUUGAAGGUUAACAAAAAUAUUUCAUUGGAACAAUUGCAAAAGCUGCUUGUGUGUGCUCCUCAAUUAACAGAGGUUGGUACUGGCUCAUUCUUGCAAGAGCUAACACCCAGUCAGUAUUCCAAUAUUGAAAUUGCAUUUAGCAAUUGCAAAAAUCUGCAUAGCCUCUCUGGUUUAUGGGAAGUGACGGCACUGUAUCUCCCAGUUCUAUUCUCUGCCUCUAUAAAUCUAACUUUCUUGAAUUUGAGCUAUGCUGCUUUACAAGGUGAUGACCUUGCUGAGCUUCUUGUUCACUGUCAACAUCUUCGACGCCUCUGGGUCCUGGAUACAGUAGGAGACUUGGGGCUGGAGGCUGUUGGAUCCAGCUGUCCUUUGCUAGAAGAACUCCGAGUUUUUCCAGACAAUCCAUUUGAUGAUGAAGGGAACCACGGGGUAACUGAAGCUGGUUUCGUAGCUGUGUCUAAUGGCUGCCCAAGACUCCACUAUGUCCUCUACUUUUGCCGGCUAAUGACCAACGCUGCGGUGGCAACAGUUGUGAAGAACUGCCCUGAUUUCACCCACUUCCGUCUAUGCAUAAUGACUCCAGGCCAACCAGAUUAUAGAACAAAUGAACCUAUGGACGAGGCUUUUGGUGCAGUAGUGAAGACUUGUAAGAAACUCCAGAGGCUUUCAGUUUCAGGUCUUUUAACGGACUUGACAUUUGAGUAUAUUGGGAUGUAUGCAAAGACCCUGGAAACUCUUUCAGUGGCUUUUGCUGGCAGCAGUGAUAGGGGGAUGGAAUGCGUCCUGAAAGGUUGUCCAAAGUUGAGGAAGCUGGAGAUAAGGGACUGCCCUUUUGGAAAUGCAGCACUACUCUCAGGUUUGGAGAAGUAUGAAUCCAUGAGGUCACUUUGGAUGUCUGCCUGCAAUGUGACCAUGAAUGGUUGUAGGCUUCUGGCCAGGGAGAUGCCCAGACUGAAUGUGGAGGUAAUGAAGGAGGAUGGGAGUGAUGGAAUUCAAGCUGAUAAGGUUUAUGUUUAUCGUUCUGUUGCUGGGCCUAGAAGGGAUGCUCCUCCUUCUGUACUUACUCUAUGAAGUUUAUCAACAGCUUGCAAGGCUUGGAACGGAUAGUUAGCCAACACGCAGUCAUGCAGCCAUUCAGCUCAUAAUACCGAUACAAAAGAAAUCAGUAGUGGAAGGCAAGGAAUACAAACUACCUACGAGGGCAAUCACAACUAAACAUACGUGGGGGUGAGAAGAAAUGCGAAGCUUAUCCAUCCAGUCUCCAGGGAUAUGAAGAAAAGCCCUUCAUGCUUCGUUCAUUGCACCCCUGGAAAGCAAGAUUUGAAGAUACCAAGAUGGGAAGUAGAUGAAGCAGCCGUGGCAGUGAGUCAGACGAAACAAAAUCUGCCCUCACAAUGCAUUGCUAUCUGGGUCCAUAUUCCGUGUCUAAAUCCCAUAUUCAGAAUUUCACACCGAUGCCAUAAGGACUGGAUCCAAUCUCAGUUUGUAGUGAGAUAGAGGGGUGAUAAGGUGAGGUCACAUUCUCAUUACCAUUUGUAUUAUCAUCGAUGAAAGAUCUAAAAUCCCAUCUGCUCAAUUCAUAAAUACGACUUUUACUUCCUUGUGUUGGAUCCCUUGCAUUA
This is a messenger RNA of Tripterygium wilfordii, 2810 nucleotides long. Its product is annotated as protein TRANSPORT INHIBITOR RESPONSE 1-like. Lineage: Eukaryota; Viridiplantae; Streptophyta; Magnoliopsida; Celastrales; Celastraceae. Gene Ontology annotation, molecular function: protein binding. Gene Ontology annotation, cellular component: SCF ubiquitin ligase complex. Gene Ontology annotation, biological process: SCF-dependent proteasomal ubiquitin-dependent protein catabolic process. The coding region runs from base 517 to 2259 and encodes 580 amino acids. The transcript has 4 exons. The record is from RefSeq and is a predicted model, not a curated record.